AUGGAAAAAGACUUUCAAAUCAUAUUUGAUCAAUUUGAAAUGUUUGAUGAUGUGGCAAGUAGUCAGCAGUUUGGGUCUACAAAGAUAUCAACAAAAGUUUCUCCCUGGGAUGAAGGAGGGGACUUUUUGCACCUACAGUCUUCUGCUAAGAGACCUGAGAAGAGAAAAAAAUAAAAGUAUUAAGGACAAGCAAUUUACUAUAUGAAAAGAGUUUAUAUUUAAGACAAGUCAAUUACCAGAAAAAAGGGCAGCUCGCUCAAAGUAUCCUGUUGGAAAGACAUCUUUGAACAAGUCUCUUGCUUUUGGUAAGAAGGAAAAUCCAGGAUUAGAGUCUACCAAGACUAAAUUUAGCAAAAUGAAAGAUACCAAGAACAAAGAAUCCAAGUCACGAUCUAAAAGCAAGAAGAAGAAAUGUAAUAAAUCUGGAGACUCACAGAAAGAUUUGAUGAUUAAUGUUACCUCAAGAAGUGCAACAAAAGAGAAGAAAGUUAAGAAAAAGGCGAAGACCAGGCCUAUUACACCUAAAUUUUUGAAGAAAGAGCCUGAAAAAGUUAACACUCAGAGGUAUUUAGAGAACAAGGAUAGUGCUGAAGAGUCACUGAAGGAUGAUAUUACAAUUAGUGUCAAAUUCAAGAAGUUUUUGCAAGAGAAAGGUAUAAUAAGGAAGAAGAAAGCAAAGCCUGAAGCAAUGAUUAACAAAUACAAGGAGCCUAUUAUCAGAAGACUUAGUUCUAACAAAAAUAUGCUGAAUGAGCAUAGCCUCAAGAAAUAUAAGUUUAUGAGUGCUAAGAAUAUUGAAAAAUCUAAGAGAAAAAUAGCAGUACCUGAUAAAAGCUCUAAUGGUUCAAACUUUUUAGUCAAUGGAAGCAGCUUUCUACACACUCCCAAAAGAAAAGAUGGAAGGAACUAUAAUAACUUAUCUUCAAGAUCAGGCAAUAUCCUUAACCAUAAAAAUUCAGUGGAUUAUGAGAAGUUAUAUAAAAUGUCUAAUUUCUGCAAGAAAGCAUCAAUUAUUUCCCAACAAAAAUAUAUAUUACAAGCUCAUGAGUUAGAUAAGAAGUCCUCAUCAGUCUUUCCUUCACUUAUAAAAGCAAGGAAUGAUUCACAGGAUUCUUACGAAAAUGAAGAAAGGACACAGGGUAUAUAUUACGAAAACGGUAUGAAAAAGGGAUUUAUUCAUCAAGACCAAAAAGACUAUAAUUUUGUACUAAAGAACAAAUCACUAUCACCAAAGGAUUUGAGACAGGAAGAGAGGAAGCAACCAAACACAAAUGUCAGAGAUAACAAUUUCAAGUACGACAAAGAAAUGAUUGAGUUAAUGAAUAAGGAAUGUCUAAAUUCAAUGAACAAGAAAUAUUGCCCACAAAUUAAAAACAACAAAUUAGAGUACAAGAUGGGUGUUGAUAUUCUGAAGAAAGAGAAGAUUUUAAGGAAAAAGAAAGAUAUCAGCCGAAAUAAUGGGUGAGAAGAUCAGAGAAGAUUAGCAGCAAGCCCGGAGUUACCUCCUAUUGAGUUUUCAUAUAAUUCACCAGGAAAGCAUUGCAUGAGUACAGAAGCUCUCCCAAAAAUUUCUUCAAAGAGGCAUUUAGAUUACCCGAAGAAUAGCUUUCUCAAGAAAUUAACAAAAUUGAAUAUAAAUAAUAAUACACCUCGAAUAACAAAGUUAUUCACUGGUGACUCUCCAUAAUUCAAAAUUCACCCCAAAGUAGAUUCUCAGAACACUAAAAUACCUUAAUUAUCAUCCAAAGAGCAUUAAAACUCAUAAAAAU
This is a messenger RNA of Moneuplotes crassus, 1769 nucleotides long. Lineage: Eukaryota; Ciliophora; Spirotrichea; Euplotida; Euplotidae. The record is from the annotation of a GenBank genome assembly.